This is a messenger RNA of Ostrea edulis (European flat oyster), 1529 nucleotides long. RefSeq lists its product as uncharacterized. The transcript has 6 exons. Bases 1 to 1155 code for a protein of 384 amino acids. Gene Ontology annotation, molecular function: zinc ion binding. Lineage: Eukaryota; Metazoa; Mollusca; Bivalvia; Ostreida; Ostreidae. The record is from RefSeq and is a predicted model, not a curated record.
AUGGCGUUAUCGAUACAAUUCUGGACAAACUACACAGCUGAAAAACCGAAGUUGAUGAGAAAGUCGGAGAAUGCCGUCUUGAGCAAUCAUGUGCUCAAGUUUCUGUAUGACCCUGAAACCAAAAUGGUGCAUUCGGUGGUACAAGCAUCCAUGAAAAAUAGGUCGUACAAAGUCACGGCAAUUCUUGGAGAUUCCUAUGAAGUUACUAGCACAUCAUGUGAAUGCCCCUUGGGAAACUAUGCAUGCCAUCAUGUUGCUUCUGCAUUGCUAUAUGGUGUUUGGGAGAAGCAUUUUUGUUUUAAAAUAAACUACUUUGAAAAAUUUUCAGCUUUGAAAUGGAUUCUUGAACCAGAACCCUGUGAACCAGGCCCUCCUGUUCCUGUCAUUGAGGACUUAUUAACAUCCCCAGAGUUUGUUCACUCUGAUGCCCCUAUGGUAUGGUUGCGAUGUACUUUGAUUUUAUCAGAGGAUGCCAUCAAAAGCGCAGUAUUAGCAACGAAAGGGCAAAGAAACAAUCCAAUGUGGUCUGUUGUCAGGAAAUACCGAAUCACAGCCUCCAACUUUGGUGCAGUUCUUAGUUCUAAGCGCAGAAGAAUUACAUUGUCAUUGAAGAAACGACUUAUGUCUGCAUACAACCUGGAGUCCAUCAGAGCUGUUGAUUGGAGUAUAACUCAUGAGGAUGAUGCUUUGAAGAAGUAUGAGAAAGACUUUGGUGCAGUUGUAGAGCAAUCAGGAAUUUGGCUGUAUGAAUCUGGAGUGCUGGGGGCUUCACCAGAUGGUUUAAUUGUACGACCACCACCACCAACAUGCAGUGUGCAUUAUCAGACUCCAGAAGCUAAGGAUGCCAUCCCUGAUAUUGUAGAGGUGAAGUGUCCAUUCUCGGCAUCAUCAAUAAUGGUAGCCGAAGCAACACAACAUCUGAAGAAUUUCUUCUUAGAUGUUAAAGGAGAUUCUUUGUGCUCGAAAACCAGUCACCCAUACUACCACCAAAUUCAAGGGCAGCUGCACAUGUGUAACAAAACAUGCUGUGACUUGAUUGUGUGGACAACAGUGGACUGUGUUGUGAUCAGAAUUGUUAGAGACUCUGAAUGGACUGUAAAUGUUGCAAAUCUAGUAGAUUUCUACUUUAACCCUUUCUCUACCGGCACAUUUUAAAGGUUUUUAAAGACUAAAUGACAAUAUUUUUACAUCGAAUAAAAUCUGCAUGUAUCACGAUUUGGGAUAGGCAUAUGACAUAUAAUUUUGUUAGGAAUUGGACAGGGAAUAAUUUCUUAUAAAGUUUGUCAAGGUAUCCCAUGACCUCAAAGAGAUCUACGGGGUCAAAGGUCAUAUAAGUGCACAUUUUUUGCAAUUUUUUUCUCUGAAAUAUAUAUAUUACGACCCCUCUCACUGGAUUAGAGUCAAAAAUAGGAAAUUCUAAAUGUAUGAGCUGAUGUGCCUUUGAAAAUACUACAAAAGCAUCACAAUCAAAUAAAUCAAUUUUAUUGACAAACAAAUAUUUUUGGUUGCUAAGUAACAACACUCAGAGU